Messenger RNA from Botrytis cinerea B05.10, 1026 nucleotides. RefSeq lists its product as hypothetical. Bases 319 to 999 code for a protein of 226 amino acids. Gene Ontology annotation, molecular function: ATP-dependent chromatin remodeler activity; ATP binding. The transcript has a single exon. The record is from RefSeq and is a predicted model, not a curated record. NCBI's taxonomy places the organism in Eukaryota, Fungi, Ascomycota, Leotiomycetes, Helotiales, Sclerotiniaceae.
GAUCUGUGUAAUGAAAUUCACGCACCGUUCGUUCAUGAGGAGAUAUCCAUCAUUUCCUCCAGGUUUACCUUACUUUAAGGUGUCCUCAUCAUCAUUGUCCAACUUCUUGCCUCAAAUUGUAAGAUCGAUGACCUGGUCCUUUUCGCUUUUAUAUAUGGAACCAGUUAUGGCGACUAUGUGCUGGAGGCUAAGAAAGAAGGAAUCGCAGAAAUCGAGCCACCUUACCGUUACUGGCUGAAGAAGUUCAAUGAAGCUCCGCCAAAAAAAACUAUACGGAAAAUAAUUGACGAGGAUCUAUUCAAGUAUGUAGAGACGCACAUGACUGAAGCGCAGAUCGAACUUCAAGGGUUCGUCGAGGAAGCAUGCAGGUUGGUGGAGCUCGAUCAUUUACAACCUCGCUCAAACCCGAAACUCGUUGCCCCCCAAAACGUUCUGCAAAGAACAGUCAAUUCUCACACACACUACAUCGACAUGAAACAUGCUGCCAGAAACGCCUGCCAGUGGAUAUUCAGAAAGGAUCGCGAUGCCUUUCUAACACUCAUUAGAUCAACACUCGUAGAAGUGGAGAUGUACGGGACUGGUCCGGAUGGUGUUACAGUAGAAGUUUUUACAACUGGUGUUUACGACCUUUUUGACGCCCCGUCUCAAGAGUCAGUCGAAAGGGUUCAUUCUGCAAGAUCUCUCUUGAAUGGGCAGGCGAACGGACCAACUUCCUCCGAGGCAGUGAAAUAUCUAAAUAUCAGCAACAUCUGGAGACCUUGGCUGCCGGGUACAUCACCAACACUCGUUCUUGAAGUAUUUCAAGUUUGCGGGAUUGUAUGGGCCAAAGCAAAACUUAUGCGAAAUUAUGGUGCGAUUCUUGGUUGUCAGAUGGGUCUUGGUAAGAUAGUUCAAGCUCUUGGAGUCAUUCGAGCCAUGGCAGACGAUCCAGAGGUGGCGAAGAAGUGGAAACCAAAAGUUACCUUGAUUGUGGUUCCAGCCAAUGUGUUGACCUCUUAACACAGCAAAAUUACAAAGUUCUUCCCA